Molecule: messenger RNA, 3098 nt
Organism: Choloepus didactylus (southern two-toed sloth)
Lineage: Eukaryota; Metazoa; Chordata; Mammalia; Pilosa; Megalonychidae
Gene: ZNF620
Product: zinc finger protein 620
Biological process (GO): regulation of transcription by RNA polymerase II
Molecular function (GO): RNA polymerase II cis-regulatory region sequence-specific DNA binding; DNA-binding transcription factor activity, RNA polymerase II-specific
Source: RefSeq, a predicted model, not a curated record
CAGGAAUUUCAUUUAGUUGCGAUAGGAGAACGUAAUUGACAAGAGCCAGUCGCGGGAGAGGUCUCGCUUGCGGGAACCAUGGAGAAGGGCCAGCCUCCUGGCUUCCUAGAGAGGCGCUAGGAUCUCCUGCCCGAUCGUGCUUCCGACUUGACCGCGUUCUGUCGCGCUGCCGGGCACCGCGAGUGAGCUACCAGCUGGUUUGUGACCUUCUCCCCGAUGGUGGCCCAGCCCUUCCUGACCCAGAGCUCGGGAGUCGGGGCCUCGCAGACACCGCCCGAGGGGCCCGGGCGGCUGCCUCGAAUACGGGCCCAGCCUCUUGCCCUAAGAGGCGCGCUCGACCUUCCUGCCCUGAAGAGCUGGCCUGAUGACCACCCCCUCUCGCAUUUCCAUUCCCCAAACCAGAUCUGAUAUGCCUGCUGGAGCAAGGGAAGCAGCAUGGAGCCCGGAUCCCUGGACACAUGCUGGGGGGGAAACCUUGGGAGGUGACUGCACAGUAUGUGAAUCGGGGACGCCAGCCAUGCUCCAGUCUGCUUGGCGCCAGGAGCCAGUGACCUUUGAAGAUGUGGCUGUGUACUUCACCCAGAAUCAGUGGGCCAGCCUGGACCCUGCACAGAAAGCCCUGUACAGGGAGGUGAUGCUGGAGAAUUAUGCAAACAUAGCUACCCUGGCUUUUCCAUUCAACAGACCUGUUCUGGUUUCCCAGCUGGAGCAAGGGGAACUACCGUGGGUCCUUGAUCCCUGGGAACCUGUGGGCAGGGAGGUCCUCCGAGGUGUCUGUUCAGGGGAUAAGACUGGAACUGAGAAGGAAAAACCAACUAUAAAGCAACAAAUUUCCAAAGAAACAGAGUCCCAUAGACUGACGUCAGGAGGGCUGCUAGGGAAUGUUCCUCACCACCCUGAUUUUGAGAGCAGCCUAGAGAAGCAGCACAGUCACUGGAUAGUUAAGAAGAUAAAGUCAAAGAGGAGACAUUUCUCAGAUGGAUCAUCCAAGCAUCAUGGGAUCUGUGCGGUUGAGAGCAGGAAGAAGUGUGAGAAAUUAGGAAAAAAUGUUCGUGUCCACACACAACUCAUUACAAAUCAGACAGUGCCUACUGGUCAGAUAUAUUAUGAAUGUGGAAAAUGUGACAGGUAUUUCAGUAGAACGGUGGACUUUCAUCAACAUCAGAGACAACAUACUGGUGAAAAGUCUUAUGAAUGCAAAGAAUGUGGAAAAGACUUCAAAUAUAAUUCAUUACUUAUUCGGCAUCAGGUAACUCACACUGGAAAGAAACCAUUUAAAUGUAAAGAGUGUGGGAAAGGUUUAAGUUCUGACACAGCAUUGAUUCAGCAUCAGAGAAUGCACACUGGAGAGAAGCCCUAUGAGUGUAAGGAAUGUGGGAAGGCUUUCAGUAGCAGCUCAGUGUUCCUUCAGCACCAGAGAUUCCACACUGGAGAGAAACUCUAUGAAUGUCAAGAAUGUUGGAAAACUUUCAGUUGUAGCUCAAGCUUUGUUCAUCAGCGAAUGCACACCGGAGAGAAACCCUAUGAAUGUAAAGAGUGUGGGACAUUAAGCUCCAACACAGCCUUGACUCAGCACCAGAGAAUUCACACUGGUGAGAAACCCUUUGAAUGUAAGGAGUGUGGGAAGGCAUUCAAUCAGAAAAUAACCCUUAUUCAGCACAAGCGAGUUCACACUGGUGAGAAACCUUAUGAGUGUAAGGUGUGUGGGAAAGCCUUCAGCUGGUGUGGAAGGUUCAUUCUCCAUCAAAAACUUCAUAUUGAGAAGAUACCUGUGCAGGAGUAAGGCUAUCCACAGUUAGGCCCUCUGUGCCUCUCCUUGUUGCUCCUCAUUUUCAUGUUCUUCUGUUCUGUCAGUGUCAUCACUUUCCUUCCUGGACUGUGCUAAUUCUUACCCUCAUACCUCUGUUCCCAUGGCUCUGCAUAUCCAGAAUGCCCGCUUCUCUAUCUGUCCCACUUUCCGUUGUGAACUCUUCCUCAAAGUCUCUUGAACAUGAACAUUCUUUACAAGUAAAAAGGCAAAUAAAACAAACAAAAAACCUGAAAAUUUACAAACAUAAAAAGAAAUGUAAGUUUCCCAGUUGAAGAGAUACACUGAGUGUCCGACAAGAUGAGUGGGGGGAACCCACAUCAAAGAGCAUCACUAUGAAUUCUCAAAACACACGCACAAAAUGUUUAAAGAGGAGAUGCUAGCUAAACCUUUGUAGAGAGAGAAAACCAAAGAUCAAGUAUAAGAAUGGCAUCAGAUUUCUCAACCUUGGUGUAUGCCAUAAAAUUGAGGAAAAUGAUUUCCAUCCAGAAUUUUAUUCCUAAUUAUGAGAGUAAAGGCAUUUUCAGACCCUUUAGAUCUCAAAACUUUUAUCUUCCAUGCAUCUUUUUUUCAUAUGUAUACCAUCAAAGAAGGGGAUAAGCCAGGAAAGAGAAAGAUCUCUGGAUACUCUGCUACAACCUGUAUGUCAGAAGAAGUCUUCUAAACUCAAAACACAGGGCUCCUGCUUGUAUGGAGCUAUCGGCAUCUUGGAAGACAUUCCUAAUUGGGUGCAAAUUUACAGAGACCCUACUUUGGAUGCAAUGCCCACCCACCCUGCUUUCUUUGCUAUUACUCUUCUUCACUACUCACUUAUCUGUGCUUUUGCAAAAGUCACAGUAUAUACUAAAAGGGCAUAUACCUUUUAUUCAUAUGCAAAGCCCCAAGUCCUUCUGGUGAAUGUGGUCUAAGUAUUGCUUGCUCAGAAAUUGCCUCUGCUUUCCACUUGUCACCACUUCCUGGAGUCUCCCUACAUGGCUUUCUUGCCAUCUGUACCUUAGUCUCAGGCCUAGUUGUUCUUAAAUGGAUACAAUCUCAUGCUGUUCCAGUGGUCUCAAGCAAUGAAACAUUCUUGGCAACUUCAUCUAGUUAUAGUUUUUUAUGAUCAUGGAAGAACCUACCAUUAUUAUCUGUUACCUGUGGAGAUGAGGGAAGAUGUAAAUGUGUUCUGUUUUAGCAUCCACUUUUUUUUUUUUUUAAUCAUCAUUUUAUUGAGAUAUAUUCACAUACCACGCAGUCAUACAAAACAAAUUGUACUUUCGAUUGUUUACAGUACCAUUACAUAGUUGUACAU